AACGGGCUGAUGGUAGCCUGCUACGCGGGCUUCCUGGACAUCGUGGUCCUGCUGAGCGGGUGCCCCUACGUGGACAUCAACCACCAGGACAAUGACGGCAACACAGCCCUCAUGAUUGCAGCCCAGGCAGGCCACGACAUGAUUGUGAACUACCGGCUGAACUACUACCCCGGCCUGGAGGUCGACAAGAGAGAUGCCCGGGGCCUGACUGCGCUCAUGAAGGCCGCGAUACAGGGAUGCAACAACUGUGUCACCGCGCUGGUCCUGGCGGGGGCUGACCUGAACGCAGUGGACCCAGUCAAAGGGAAGACGGCUCGCGAGUGGGCGGUGUUCACCGGGCGCUUCGAGACCAUCGUGCAGAUCCGGCGCCUGUUGCAGCGGCCUCGGGCCGAGCAGUUCAGCAGCGAGUACCUGCCCGAGUGGCCAGCCCUGCCCGAGCUGGUGGCCAAGGCGCUGGCCACGAAAACCAGGGGCGAGCGGAUGCAAGAGAAGAUCCGCUCCAGUUUCAGCUUCCGCUUUCCACACGACCCCGAGGUGGACGGGGUGAUGGACCACAUGGUCAGGAUGACCACCAGCCUGGCCAGCCCCUUUGUGUCCACCGCUUGCCAGACCAUCUGCCCCCUGAGCCCUCCAGAGGUGGGCAAGCGCAGACUAGCUGUGCCAGAGAUCCUCAGGGCACAGGUGCCCAAUGCCAAGCCCCCAGCUGAGGCCAAGACAUGCUCUGGGGCUGAGGAGCUCCCUGGCUGUAGCCAGCCUCCGGCCCUGGCCUCAUCCCAGCCCCGCGGUAGCAUGCCCAGCUUCCUGCCCCUGCGGCUGCUGCGCAGAAGCAGCAUCUUCCCCGAGGACCAUGUCCCCAGGAUCAAGCUGACCAAGCCACCCGCCCCGCCGGCCUCCGCGGAGGAGCAGCCGGAGGAGUCGCAGGACAGGAACACGCUGCGGCUGCCCAAAUGGAGGUACAAGGAGCUGCGGGAAAAGAGGAGAGCGGCCAAGGAGUUAGAGGAGGGAAGCUGA
This is a messenger RNA of Alligator sinensis (Chinese alligator), 1011 nucleotides long. It is a transcript of the gene ANKRD33, whose product is annotated as ankyrin repeat domain 33. The transcript has 3 exons. Bases 10 to 1011 code for a protein of 333 amino acids. The record is from RefSeq and is a predicted model, not a curated record. Gene Ontology annotation, molecular function: protein binding. Lineage: Eukaryota; Metazoa; Chordata; Crocodylia; Alligatoridae.